Molecule: messenger RNA, 420 nt
Organism: Syzygium oleosum
Lineage: Eukaryota; Viridiplantae; Streptophyta; Magnoliopsida; Myrtales; Myrtaceae
Exons: 1
Coding region: 1-420 (139 amino acids)
Source: RefSeq, a predicted model, not a curated record
AUGGACGAGUUCGGUCCAGUUCGUGGUUUCAAUGCCCCUUUCGAUGGAGUGGGAGAUUGGGAUCCAUUAGCUAUAUCUCCUCUUGAUAGUGAGAUGACCAACCUCGAUACUAGCCUCGCACAGUCAGGUCAUCAGCCUAUACCUGCAGAACUCGAUCCCACAGUGGCUGAGCCUAAACCGGAGCCGGAAGAAUCACAAGCAGGGUUCGAUCCGAUGGACAUGGAUUUAGAAGAAGAGAAGCCCGAAGAAGAACCUAAGGGAGAACCCGAGGAGGAACCGGAAGAAGAGCCAGAGGAAGAAUCCGAGGAACAACCGGAGGAGGAGCAAGAAGAAGAGGAGCUGAUUGAGGUACCAUUAGAGUCGGGAGAUGAAGAUAAUCCGAUUGAGAUUGAGGCGGAUUCUGAGUCUUCAAAGGAGUAG